Belonocnema kinseyi is the source of this 2094-nucleotide messenger RNA. RefSeq names its product enolase (gene Eno). The record is from RefSeq and is a predicted model, not a curated record. The coding region runs from base 80 to 1384 and encodes 434 amino acids. The transcript is spliced from 7 exons. Gene Ontology annotation, biological process: glycolytic process. Gene Ontology annotation, cellular component: phosphopyruvate hydratase complex. Lineage: Eukaryota; Metazoa; Arthropoda; Insecta; Hymenoptera; Cynipidae. Gene Ontology annotation, molecular function: magnesium ion binding; phosphopyruvate hydratase activity.
AUCUUUUAGUCUGCUGCGAUCGUUCAUAGGGUUCUGUCACGCAUUUAGACACUCAACUUUGAAAUACAGUUCUUUCACCAUGCCUAUUCAGAGUAUUAAGGCUCGUCAAAUCUACGAUUCUCGUGGUAACCCUACUGUAGAGGUUGAUUUGGUCACGGAACAAGGAUUGUUCAGAUCAGCAGUACCUUCUGGAGCUUCCACUGGUGUCCAUGAGGCCCUUGAGCUUCGAGAUAAUGACAAAUCCAAGUACCAUGGAAAGUCAGUUUUCAAGGCAGUCGAUAAUAUAAAUAAGCUCAUUACUCCAGAAUUGCUAAAGGCAAACUUGGACGUCACCCAACAAAAGGAGAUUGACGAGUUGCUCUUGAAGAUCGAUGGCACCCCGAAUAAAGCAAAAUUGGGAGCCAAUGCCAUUUUAGGCGUUUCUCUUGCGGUUUGCAAAGCUGGAGCAGCCAAGAAGGGAAUUCCCCUCUACAAAUACAUCGCCGAGUUGGCUGGAAACAGUGAUAUUAUUCUUCCAGUUCCUGCUUUCAACGUGAUCAACGGUGGAUCUCACGCGGGAAAUAAACUGGCCAUGCAGGAGUUUAUGAUUCUUCCAACUGGUGCAGCGAACUUCACCGAAGCCAUGAAGAUGGGCAGUGAAGUCUACCACCAUUUGAAAAAUGGAAUCAAGAAGAAGUUUGGUCUUGAUGCCACCGCUGUUGGCGACGAGGGUGGUUUUGCUCCCAACAUCUUGGAAAAUAAGGAAGCACUGAACCUCAUCACAGACGCUAUUAAGGUAGCUGGAUACGAGGGCAAGAUUCAGAUUGGAAUGGACGUUGCGGCUUCCGAGUUUUACAAAAAUGCAAAGUAUGACUUGGACUUUAAGAACGAGAAGUCUGACCCCAACACUUAUCUCGCACCGGAAGCACUGAAGAAUCUUUACUUGGACUUUGUCAAAGAAUUCCCGAUCAUCUCCAUCGAAGAUCCCUUCGACCAGGAUGAUUGGGAAUCCUGGACUUCCAUCACUGCUUCUACCCCCAUUCAAAUUGUCGGUGACGAUCUUACUGUUACCAAUCCCGUGAGGAUCAAGACCGCGAUCGAGAAGAAGGCCUGCAACUGUUUGCUGCUGAAGGUGAAUCAGAUUGGAAGCGUGACAGAAUCCAUUAACGCUCACAAGCUCGCGAAGAGCAGUGGCUGGGGCACAAUGGUUUCCCAUCGUUCCGGAGAAACCGAGGACACGUUCAUCGCCGAUUUGGUUGUCGGUCUCUCAACUGGUCAAAUCAAGACUGGCGCUCCUUGUCGUUCUGAGCGAUUGGCUAAGUACAACCAGAUUCUUCGUAUCGAAGAGGAACUCGGAAGCGCUGCCAAAUUCGCUGGAGCCAAGUUCCGUAAUCCACAAGCUUAAAGCGAUGCUCCGAGAGCAUUAUCCGGACCUUGGUUAUUGUUAUAAUUACACUCUAGCUGCUCCUGUAACACUGUAAUAUAAAAAGGCAUUAUUUUUACGAUCAACGUCGCGAGUUGGCGCUGAUUCAAAAUCGAAAGGCGCGGUUCUAUAAUCUCUAAAUUCAAUUUUUAGUCAAUCGAAAUGGAUUUAAACACGAAAUUAGUCUAAAUUUAAAUCAACAAUAUUUCUGCUUUUGAAUAAAGCAAGGUUUUGUCAAUCUUAUGCGCACUUUUCUCUACUAUUCGAAGUAGAGAAAGACAGUUGCGUUGUUCUGCGAUAAUUGGUUGAUUGGGAUUCACAAUUGACUAGGAAUCUGAGGCUGAUUGAUAAUAAACUUAGUUUAUUAUUUGUUGUUCAGGUCAGUGUGAAAGUGGUAAUAAGGGUGUAUGUAAUACGCGGAGAGGAUUUUUCGGAAUUUUUUCAGAAGUGCUUUUAACUUUACUGCACAGAAGGAAGAAUGUGUUUUUGGCUGAUCCUGUUUCGUGACGUUGAACUUAAAAAAGUGUAUAAAUCUUGAAACAUUUCGCAGUCGUAGAAUAUCUUGUUGAGCGAAAGAUUGUAAAAAAAGGCUUGUAUCGAUUCAUUGACAAUAUCUGGGAGAGAAUACUUACCUUAGUGUUCUCGCGACCAUAUCGAUGUGAGAAAAGUUACGAAUAAAAGUCUAACUUGUA